CCCAUCUUCCUGCAGUUUCUUGCUGCUCUUCAUUUUCUAUGCUGAGCAUCGCCCGCAAGACUUUUAAACGCGUUCCCAGCUUUCAGGACCUUCUUCAAGGCAGGAUGACCCACCCCGACAUUUCCGUUGACGUCCUCGUCAUUGGCGCUGGCCCUACUGGUUUGGGUGCCGCUAAGCGUCUUAACCAGAUCAAUGGCCCCUCUUGGUUGAUUAUUGACUCGAACGAGACCCCCGGUGGUCUUGCCUCCACUGAUGUGACCCCUGAAGGCUUCCUGUACGAUGUUGGUGGCCACGUUAUCUUCUCCCACUACAAGUACUUCGACGACUGCAUCGACGAGGCUCUCCCCAGGGAUGAGGACUGGUUCACCCACGAGCGUAUCUCCUACGUUCGUUGCCAGAACGAAUGGGUCCCCUACCCCUUCCAGAACAACAUCUCCAUGCUUCCCAAGGCGGAGCAGGUCAAGUGCAUUGACGGCAUGAUCGAUGCUGCUCUUGAGGCUCGUGUUGCCGCCAACAAGCCCAAGAACUUCGACGAGUGGAUCGUCCGCAUGAUGGGUACUGGUAUCGCCGACCUUUUCAUGCGCCCUUACAACUACAAGGUCUGGGCCGUUCCCACCACCAAGAUGCAAUGCGCUUGGCUCGGUGAGCGUGUCGCUGCCCCCAACCUGAAGGCCGUGACCACCAAUGUCAUCCUGAACAAGACCGCCGGUAACUGGGGUCCCAACGCCACCUUCCGUUUCCCUGCCCGUGACGGUACCGGUGGUAUCUGGAUUGCUGUUGCCAACACCAUCCCCAAGGAGAACACCCGCUUCGGUGAGCAGGGCAAGGUCUCCAAGGUCAACGCCGGCAACAAGACCGUCACCCUCGCCGAUGGCACCGUCAUCGGUUACCAGAAGCUGGUCUCCACUAUGGCCGUUGACUUCCUGGCCGAGGCCAUGGACGACAAGGAGCUGAUGCCCCUCACCAAGCAGCUCUUCUACUCCUCCACUCACGUUAUCGGUGUCGGUAUUCGUGGUGCCCGCCCCGACCGCAUUGGUGACAAGUGCUGGCUCCUGAGGAGUCUCAAGAAGCUUCCCACUCUCCAGCUGGCUGACGGCUCUAAGCCCGCCUCUUCCGAGGCCAAGGAGGGCCCCUACUGGUCCAUCAUGCUGGAGAUCUCCGAGUCUUCCAUGAAGGCCGUCAACCACGAGACGCUCCUCCAGGACUCCAUCCAGGGUCUCGUCAACACUGAGAUGCUGCAGGCCGGUGACGAGGUUGUCUCCACCUACCACCGCCGCUUCGACCACGGCUAUCCCACCCCCAGCCUGGAGCGUGAGGGUGCCCUCACCCAGAUCCUGCCCAAGCUGCAGGAGAAGGGUAUCUGGUCCCGUGGCCGUUUCGGUAGCUGGCGCUACGAGGUCGGCAACCAGGAUCACUCUUUCAUGUUGGGUGUCGAGGCUGUCGACAACAUUGUCAACGGUGCUGUUGAGCUGACCCUCAACUACCCUGACUUCGUCAACGGUCGCCAGAACACUGAGCGUCGCCUGGUUGAUGGUGCUCAGGUCUUCGCCAAGAAGGCUCAGCAGUAG
This is a messenger RNA of Penicillium waksmanii, 1568 nucleotides long. Its product is annotated as protoporphyrinogen/coproporphyrinogen oxidase. Lineage: Eukaryota; Fungi; Ascomycota; Eurotiomycetes; Eurotiales; Aspergillaceae. The record is from RefSeq and is a predicted model, not a curated record. The transcript is spliced from 6 exons. The coding region runs from base 39 to 1568 and encodes 509 amino acids.